Messenger RNA from Tilletiaria anomala UBC 951, 1961 nucleotides. RefSeq names its product APG6-domain-containing protein. NCBI's taxonomy places the organism in Eukaryota, Fungi, Basidiomycota, Exobasidiomycetes, Georgefischeriales, Tilletiariaceae. Gene Ontology annotation, biological process: late endosome to vacuole transport; autophagosome assembly; cellular response to nitrogen starvation. Gene Ontology annotation, cellular component: phagophore assembly site; phosphatidylinositol 3-kinase complex, class III, type I; phosphatidylinositol 3-kinase complex, class III, type II. Bases 243 to 1862 code for a protein of 539 amino acids. The record is from RefSeq and is a predicted model, not a curated record. The transcript has 4 exons.
GCUGCAGUGAUGAUGAGUCCAUUGGCUGUGUGCACUGUGCAUUGACCAACCAAGGACUGCCAUCGUGGCUGCGCACACCGACCCAUAGCGUGCGCCAUGCCAUACUCUCAGUAACCGGGACCGGACCAUAAACUUGCCUCAGCAGAGGGUGGGCAACCCGAGGCUUGUUUGCGAGAGGAGCUGCAUUGCGGAGUUCGGCGUCCACGAGAGCGCGGCCCACAUGGCACCUCAAGCCUGCCAGGAUGCCAAGUUCCAAGUUUCACUGCGAGCGCUGCGAGAAGGAGCUGUCACUAUCUGCUUCCCUCUCCAACGCGAUCAGUACAUUUGACAAUGCACUGUCUUCGUCAGGGUCCGGCUCUUCUCCGACGGGGAGCGCCCGUUUCGACACCAGCAGCGCACUUGUCGCUACCGGAAUCACCGGCCUUCUAGGUGUCUCGACAUACCAUCUCGUUCCCAUUCCGCAAGGCAAUAGCUGCACCGACCAGCCGAGCCUGAGUCCACGGCAGAGAGAAAAGAGCAAGGCUUUUCCUCCAGAGCGGCUGCGUGAUGGUGAAUCUGCAAGGGCGACAGGGGAUACGUCUGGAAUGGAGCAGAACCAAAGAACCCAUGAAAGCGAUUCCAAGCCACGGGCAAACUCCCUCACAGCAAAUCUCGCAGUGCGGUUCAAGUUACUGGACCUGCUCAACUCGCACAACCCUCCAGAGCCUACUCCAGCUGUUGACCCUCCGGAUCCUUGGCGAAAGGGUUCACAAAGUAGUGGUCGGGAGCACGAGGCCGAAACUGUAAACGGGAAAAGCGACGACGACGUACUUAGAAGAGCAGGUAAUCGCAAGAUCCAUCAUCCUCUUUGCAGGGAAUGCACGGACCAAUUGUUGGAGUUGAUGGCGGCUGAGACGACCUUAUUACGCAAGGAGAGGGAUGCAUUCCAGCAUUUCGACUUGGUCAUGUCCCAGUAUGAGCAACACCAGUCCGAGGUCGGAGUGGAGGAUUUGGAGGAAUUGAAGAAAGAGAUCAAGUCGCUGAGGGACCAAGAAGAGGAAGCUCGGCGUGCGCUGUACGCAAGUGAAAAGGAGCGGGCGGAGGUUGAAAAGGAACUGGAGCAAAUUGCAGAGGAAGAGAAAGCGCUCGAAGCUGAAGAGAACGACUUCUGGGUCCGCUACAACGAAGCAAACCUACAGCUCAACGAGCUUCAGGGAGAAGCUUCUUCUCUGGAGCAGACGAUCGCGCUGGACACUGCGUUGCUCGACAGAUUGCGGCGAACAAAUGUGUACAAUGAUGCUUUCUCGAUAGGCCACGAUGCCGGGUUCGCAACAAUCAACGGACUGCGUCUGGGAAGAAGCAGCUCGGUGAAUGUCGACUGGGCCGAGAUUAAUGCUGCGUGGGGGCAAGUCGUCUUGCUGCUUGACACGCUGGCUCGAAAGUGCGGCCUUCAGUUCAAAGGGUACAAACUCCAUCCCAAAGGAUCCUUCUCGUCCAUCGAGAGGCUCAGCACCAACUCGACCGCAAGUGGCAGCGGCAGCGCCGCCGGAAACAUACGAGGAGACAUUUAUGAGCUGUACUACUCGAACGCCUGGUCGGUUGACACGCUCUUUUCUGGUCGAGGCAGGAGCUUCGACCGCGGCAUGGAGGCGUUCAUGGAAUGCCUGAGGCAGAUGAUGGAAUUCGCCAGUGCGCGGGACGACCCUCCCAGGUUUCCCCACACCAUCAACAAGGACAAAAUUGGCGAAGUGUCGAUCAAGCGUAGCGGCAGCGAGGAGUCGUGGACGCGUGCACUACGACAUGUGCUCUUGACCCUGAAGCUGCUAAUGAGCUGGGUGGUCAAUGACUCGGAAGAUAGCGAAGAAACGAAUCGCUCAGAUUGAUUGAGCAGCUGCGAGAAAGAAUAUGAUGUUGUAUGCCUGCCUUUUGUAUUCUUCCCUCCCCACGAUGUGUUGGGCAUAAACUACACUGACAAAUACCAG